Molecule: messenger RNA, 288 nt
Organism: Cetraspora pellucida
Lineage: Eukaryota; Fungi; Glomeromycota; Glomeromycetes; Diversisporales; Gigasporaceae
Source: the annotation of a GenBank genome assembly
AUGUAUGAUCUUCAAGAACAUGGAUUUGAUGAAGUUUCAGGUUCGGUUGCUCUUAAUUCUUCUCAAUGGCCUGAAAUUGAUAAUUCAAAAUUUUAUUUACAACUUGAAUUAAACUGGCAUAUUACAAAUAUUGAUGUUUCAGUUGAAUUACUUUUUAAUCAUUCUGGAUGUAAAACUGCUGCUCAGUGUUUACAAGACAAUGAUAUUUCUAAACAAGCAAUUAUAAAACAUAUAGGUUAUAAAAGUGUUCAAGGAAUUCAUGCAUAUAAGCAAGUUAAUAAGAAUUAG